Messenger RNA from Pocillopora meandrina, 4686 nucleotides. The record is from the annotation of a GenBank genome assembly. Lineage: Eukaryota; Metazoa; Cnidaria; Anthozoa; Scleractinia; Pocilloporidae.
CCACAUUUCUCGGCCAAGAUGGCUUCCUGAAUCCUUCAAUUCGUCCAAGAACACAUUUUGAAGCUAAACAAUUGAACACUUUGCCAUUGAUCAACUUGCAAUGACUACUUAGGUAUAGUUAAUUAUAAUACGCUGUCGAAUUGUUUCUUUUUCGCCUGAUUCCACGAUAAAUAGUGGAGAAUGAUUUAAAAUUACCCUGUACAUUUCCUGACCACAAAAACUCGUGAGAACAAUAUUCAUGGUGCAAGAUGUCUGCAAGAGGUGACGAAGAUUUUUCAAAACGUACAUUCUGGGAGAGGUUAAAGGAAUCCUUCUACAAAGAAAGGUUUGAAAAAUGUAAAAAAAAAAAAAAAUAUUCUCAACACAAGAUCUACUUUACUCUCUUGCACCGAACAAACACACUAGCAGUGUAUUUUCUGGAAGACUGCGUUAUUUCAUGAAAGCUUGACUUCCUUGAUUUAAUUGGAACACUUUGUAAUUCUACUGCUGGUGAAUUUCUAAGUGUUUUACUUUCUUGUUGGUACGUUUCACCCAAGCUUUUUGGCAAAAUUGGUAUUGGUUAAAUUUCCCUCCAGGAUGUUGGAAAAUUGAUUAGGGUUGACGAAGUACUCCUUAUAGGGCGAGGGAGAAUGGAAGAAGGAGAGUCCAGGAGAAUGAGGGGCAGUGAGGGUACGAGAGGAAUGAGAGUAAAGGGAAGGAAGUAGAGAGUUUUUAAUGAUGGAAAGACAGAGAGAAGAGCAAAAAUGCAUAGUCAUUUGUUGAUCAUAAAUCUGCAGUUUUUUCAUACCGAAGGGCAGGGAAAGUACCCCUGAGUGGGAGUAAUGGCAGAGGAGUGAACAGAAUCAGGAGAGUUUCAUCCCAUUUUCCCCAUUCACCAUUUCUACCCUUUAACUAAAUUAUAAAAUUCCUAUAGCUAUUCUUACACUGGCUGAUCAAAUACUUGGGUGCUUUCAAAUAUGUAACCUGUUUUAUGGAUCCUUUGAAGGAGGUCCUGGAAUGCUGGGGAUAAAACUCUUACCACUCUGACAGAGAAGAAAUGGCAGGUUAAGGAUUCAAAUACAAAUAACUUUGUUAGAUAGUUAAUGAAUAAAUUUGGAAUUACUGUUUUGAAUUUAUUUAGGGAUACACUUACACAGAAUGGUGAAUCUGAAGAGGAAACUGGCUGGCAGAGAGUAAGAGCAUUAUUUGAUGUAAGGUGGGUGUAGUUGUUUGUGCUGUGCCUCCUUCCCCUUCCCCCCAUGACAACAUAGACAGUGAAAAGGAAUAAAAAGGAAUGAGCAGAACAUUCAAAUGCAAGAGUUUGUUUUAAAAGCUCAUUCCAUUGCUACAAUAUUUCUUGGAUAUCAUUCUGCUGGAUGCAGAAAGAUGCCAUGAGGUGAAACAAUGGACCGUGGGGUCUACUGCUUUUCUAAACUAGUUACGGGUUUCCCGAUAUAAUAAAGUGUUAUGUAGGUUUCUGACAACUCAUAGCACACAUAGGAUCUCAAUAAUUUUAUCAAGAAUUAUGUGCUGAAAACACAAAAUUGUUUUGUUAACAAUUCUAAAACAAAAUGAUUUUGUUAUGUUUUGUUCUUUAGACAGAGUGAUGAGCAUUUUGAUAAGGAAAGAUGGCAUAGAUUCAUGAAAGCAUUUUUUAAGUCAAGGUAGGGCUGUAUUUUACAUAUAACAAUAAGCCUUUGCAAUAAAAUUGCCACAAAGUGUUGAUAUCCAUAUGAUUAUCACUAAUGAAUACCUUAGAUCAAUAGUACACAGGUACAUUUUGAGAAAUACUUACUCUGAGAUGAAUAAUUCUGUUAACCUUUAAACUCCUAAGAUCUGAUUGAUAAUUUGCAUUUCUAUCUGCCAUAUACAAUUUUUAUAAUAUUACUUCUGAGAAUUUGGUAUUAGAUCAACUAAUAAUUCCCUUACUGAUAUUUUUCUUUAUUCUCAUCACUUUUCUGCUUGAUAUUGUAUUGAUAUUGUAAGGAGAAAUUCUGUCUUGGUCACUCACGGGAGUUUAAGGGUUUAUGACAUUUCCUCAACGUGCACAAUGUAUAGACAGCCGGGAGAGUCAUGCACAACAUUUUUUCCUCAACAGAGGCUAUGAAGACGGACUUUGUCCAGAGAUGGAACAAAUAAGAACAGUCAUGCUUACUACGACUGUUUUUGCCUUUGUCUUUGGUGGUCGGUUUGGUUAUCGUAUUGUAGAUGAUAACUUUCGGCGACACAACCAGCUGACUGUGUAUGAAUCUGCGAUGCAUGCACAGCGUCGCUAUCAUGCAUCCAUUGUUGUGGGAUUUGUCAAGUAUGGUUGGCGUUGGGGAUGGAGAGCUGGUGCCUUUGCUGGUGUUUAUAGGUGAGUGGUGACCUUAACCCUUUAACUCCCAAGAUCUCAUUGGUAAUUCUCCUUACCAUCUGCCAAACAGCUCUUGUGAAAUUAGUUUGGAGAAUUUGGGAUUUGAUCAACUUAUAAUUCCUUAAUUGAGAUUUUUCGUUGUUCUCAAAACUUGUCUGCUUGAUAUUGUAUUGAUAUUGUAAGGAGAAAUUCUGUCUUGGUCACUCAUGGGAGUUGAAGGGUUAAGGUUAGUGUACUGGAUGCUUGGUUGAGAUGUUCAGGUUUUAGACUUAGCAAGGUCAUUGUGUUGGGUAAAUAUUUUGAGGAUGCUUUUCUCCCCACCUAGGAAAAUGAAGGGAUAAGGGCUAACUGUCAGGGAAGCUUGACAGUAUACUGCAAGGGGGAGUAAAGCACUCUCUGGCACUUCAUGCUGUAGUAACUGGGAUAAGUUCCAAAGGCAUAGGUUCACUGGGAGACUUGACCUUUCUGUUGAUAUUUUCUCAAGUCUUAGAGAAAUUUCUAGGUGGAUGUUAACCCUUAAACUCCCGAGAUCUGAUUGUUAAUUCUCCCCUGGAGCUGCUAUACAAUUCUUUGUAAAUUUGUAAUGAGAACUUGGUGUGAGAUUAAAAUAACUACCUCUACCUGUAAGUUUGAGCAUUCUCAUCAACCAUCUAUUGGAAAACAUAUAGGUAUUAUGGGGUUAAAUUAAUUAGGUUAUUAACCCUAUAAAAGGGUUAAAGAAAAUAAGGAAUAAUGUUGAUCUUAUUUUACCUAUUUCAAUCUUCUUGAACUGAUUAGUGAGUCACCUUACACUCAACCUCUCCCUAGACAGAUGAAAAGCUUAAAAAACUGAAAAUAACAAGGUGGUCAAUAAUGGAUAGUUCCAUUCCAAUAUUUGAAAAGGAUAAAAUGUUUCAGAUUUAGUGAAAAUGAAUUUUCUUUUACAUUUUAAUUUAGCUUUCUUGUGGUUGCACUAGAGGCUUAUCGAAACAGAUAUGAUGCACUGAAUUUCAUGGCCAGUGGAGGUAAAUUUAGAGGUUGAGAUCAACUUAAUCGAUAACUUCAGAAUACUUAGUUGGUAAAACUCCUUUGCUCAGAAUAAAAAGUCUUAAUUCUAUUAUGAAAAUUUAUCACUUUAAAAAUAGAUUAUUUAUCAGGUUAAUUUAAUUUACCACAACAUUUUGCUUUGAACAUAACAGCUUCAACUGGUGUUUUGUAUAACAUAUUUUCUGGGUGGCGUAAAAUGGCUGUUGGGGCAGCACUUGGUGGUGGUUUAAGGUAAGGCAAGUUUUAUAGAAAAGAAAGUGAACUGACUUUUUAAUAAAAAAAAAAGCUCUUUGACAUUCUCUCUUUAGAAGACUUUUAUAUUUACACUCGGCAAAUCAUUCAAAAGGUCAAGCUUUUCUGAAAUGUUUUAACUAAUUCUAGCAUGUUUUUUGUAGCUGUCAACAUGCAAUAUCUUUAGUUAGGCUUAGGUGAAUUUUUACUUUUAAUCCCCAUAUAAUACUGUGAAUUUAUUUAUUCUGUAAAAGUAGAUUUGUCCAAGGAUCAAUAUUAUUAGAUUGUAAGUAACUUGUUAAUGCUUAUGUACUAGUUUUAUGUCUAACAUGCAACCCACCAAGAAUAGCACUCAAGCUAACUGUGGGCACACAAAAUCUUGUGAAUACAAAUCCAAGUAAUAAAAUGUAUGUAUGUAUGUAUAACUCAACAUGAUACAUUCAAUUAGAAAAUAAUAUUUACAACAGUAAUUUUAUUAUUCUAGCCUUGACAAAAACUGUGGGUCAUUUAAGUUGUUGCUGAUGCAUCUUUCUAAAGUGAAUCAAAAAUUGGUUUCAUUAACUACCUAAGUUUGUACUAACUUUCCAGUGUACUGUUUUACUUUGACUAUGGUUUUAUAACAGUACUGAAUAAAUCUAAUUCAUACUCUUCAACUUUCUAAACCUUUAGUUUGCCUCUUGGAAUACUUGCACAGGCUGGAAAUGCAAUUCUACCAGAGGAAUAUAAACUGAACAGAAAGCAACUUGAGGAAUGCAAUUUUGAAAAGGAAGAGCAGUAUGUAAUGUUAUAUUUUCACUCUAAUUUAAUCCACAAUAAAUUUUAUCUGCUUUGUUCUGUUCAAGUAAGGAAUGGCUGUCUUUGCUCCACCAUUUAAUCUACAGAUUUUAUUUUUUCUUUUGACAUUGUGACAACUUCAGUUUCACCUUGGAAUCAGUGAAUGCAGAAGUUGCCUCAGUUAAAUCAUAUUAAUUUAUAUUUUUUAUCAUUUUGUAUCUAACAGGAAACAAAUUCUGAAAGCUACCACCAGUUCAUUGAUAGAAUCCAUAGAGAAAGAAUUAAAACAAAAGGAUCAAACUUGUGAUCACAAGAGAUGA